AUGCAGUGCACAACAGUGAGAUGUUUUUGUCUGAUAGCUGUGGUCCUGUGUUGUUUUAGCGCCACGCUGAGCUGUGAUGAUGGCUUCAGGUAUGCCAAAUUGAUCAGAAAUGUCUCAUUUGAUGAUGUCACAAUCACCAACAACGUCAUAUACUCUCUGAGUGAUGUCAGAACGAAACUGACAUGUGCACUGGAGUGUCAACAGAACCGUUACUGUGUCUCGUUUUCCUACAAUGGUGAUCGCACGUGCCGUCUGCUUUCUGUCAAGUUUGCGAACAGCGCCAAUCAUGUCCCUUCGUUAGGAUGGCGUUACUACUAUCCCGACCCAGGUUACUGUCCAGUCGUAGAUGGGUAUGUGCUGAUUGACAGGCUGAACAUAUGUUUUAAGGCGUCAACGAACAAACAAUCUUUUGACAAGGCACGUGACAUCUGUAGCCAAUCAUGUGCCAGACUGAUUGUCCUGGACACGGAGGAGAAAAAUACAGCUGUCAAUAGCUACAUUAAUGCAACAACAGGUCGAGGUCACUACUACAUUGGCCUCACAGACAUGGUCACCGAGGGAGUGUUCGUGUGGCAGGACGGACACACAGUCGGGUUCACGAAGUGGGGUGGUAAGGAGCCGAACGACGCCGUUGAUGGUGAGGACUGCGUGGUGCUGAAACCGUGGACGGCGAGGUGGAACGACGUCUCCUGCAUGAUGCAGUAUAGGUACAUCUGUGAAAAACAUCCAUGGUGA
Messenger RNA from Gigantopelta aegis, 735 nucleotides. Its product is annotated as alpha-N-acetylgalactosamine-specific lectin-like. The transcript has 4 exons. Gene Ontology annotation, molecular function: signaling receptor activity. Lineage: Eukaryota; Metazoa; Mollusca; Gastropoda; Neomphalida; Peltospiridae. Bases 1 to 735 code for a protein of 244 amino acids. The record is from RefSeq and is a predicted model, not a curated record.